Messenger RNA from Oppiella nova, 530 nucleotides. Lineage: Eukaryota; Metazoa; Arthropoda; Arachnida; Sarcoptiformes; Oppiidae. The record is from the annotation of a GenBank genome assembly.
UGGGAUGGCUGCACAUCAUCCAAGCCUUCCAUCAGUUGAAUAUCGAAAUUCCCGUCAAUUUUAAGUUUGUUUUCGAGGGAAUGGAAGAAUCGGGUUCUGAAGGACUCGACGAUGUGAUCAUAGCUGAAGCCAAUGGUUUCCUUAAGAAUGUUGACUUUGUAUGCAUUAGUGAUAACUAUUGGUUGGGAACUGAGAAGCCGUGUCUCACAUACGGCUUGAGAGGUCUCUCCUAUUUCUAUGCGGAGAUUGAGUGCGCGGCCAAAGACCUGCAUUCAGGGGUUUACGGCGGAUCCGUUCACGAGGCGAUGACUGAUUUGGUGCUUCUUAUGUCCAAAUUAGUCGAUAAUAAGGGAAAGAUUUUAGUACCCGGAGUCAUGGACGACGUGGCGCCCCUCACCACUCAUGAGGAGGGCCUCUACCAUAAGAUUGAGUUCGAUUGCAAUGAGUUCCGCGACGAAGUGGGCACUCAAAGACUCAUCCAUUGCGAUAAAGUCAAAACUCUGACCCAUCGCUGGAGAUAUCCAUCCCUU